Didymosphaeria variabile is the source of this 762-nucleotide messenger RNA. RefSeq lists its product as uncharacterized. The transcript is spliced from 6 exons. NCBI's taxonomy places the organism in Eukaryota, Fungi, Ascomycota, Dothideomycetes, Pleosporales, Didymosphaeriaceae. The coding region runs from base 1 to 762 and encodes 253 amino acids. The record is from RefSeq and is a predicted model, not a curated record.
AUGCCGUACGACCUUAAAGGCAGGAACGUACUCGUCACGGGCGGCUCUGCCGGUCUCGGCGAAAUCAUCAGCAUAUCAUUCGCGAAAGAAGGCGCCAACGUUGCAGUAAAUUACUUCAACCGACUCGAGCCUGCGCAGAACGUAGUAAAGGAAUGCGAGAAGCAGGGAGUCAAGGCUGUAGCUCUGAAAGGCGACAUGUCCAACACAUCAGAAUGUAGGAGAGUCGUCGACGAGACGAUCAAGCAGCUCGGCGGCAUCGACAUCGUGAUUGCGAAUGCGGGUUGGACGCGCUUCAGCAAUUUCACCGAUCUCGAUUCCAUGUCUGAAGAUGAGUGGGACAAAUGCUGGGCCGCUAAUGUCAAAGCGCCCCUCGCCCUCCUCAAAGCGGCAAAGCCCACCUUCGAAUCCAACCCUGACGGCGGCGCCUUCAUCAGCACGGGAUCCAUCGCCGCCGUCUCCCAGUCCGGCUCUUCGAUGCCUUACGCCGUGACCAAAGCGGCGCAACUGCAGCUCAUCAAGUGCCUAGGCGCGACGCAGGGGCCCAAGAUUCGGGUGAAUACCGUGUUGCCUGGGUUGCUGUUGACGGAGUGGGGUAAGAAGUAUUCGGACGAAAAGAUUCAGUGGGCCAAGGAUACAGCUGCGCUGAAGCAUGAGACUGAUCUCCAGGAUUGUGCGGAUGCGUUCAUUAUGUUGGCGAAGAAUACGAGUAUUACGGGUGCGAGAAUCCAGGUAGAUGCAGGACUUAACGUGCAGGGGACGUAG